Molecule: messenger RNA, 1293 nt
Organism: Drosophila montana
Lineage: Eukaryota; Metazoa; Arthropoda; Insecta; Diptera; Drosophilidae
Product: mitochondrial carrier homolog 2
Exons: 1
Coding region: 131-1225 (364 amino acids)
Source: RefSeq, a predicted model, not a curated record
CCUUGUGGGCUCUGUCAGGGCGUUAGCUAGCCUUGAUUGGAGCCUCAGUUUGUUUCAGCCCGAGCGAGCAGUCAGAACAAGUCGAGACGAAAAAUUUCAAUUAAAUUGUGAUUGGACGCGAUUCGAACAGAUGCCAAGCGUAAUGCAGAGUCGUCGUGAGCUAAUGCUGGAGGCGGCGCCUGUGCAGCGUCUCGAGGGGGGCGUGGCAGCGCUAGAUGAAAUCGGCAAUGAGGCUGGCCAGGAGCUGGAGCUGGAGCAGGAUCAGUUGGCGGAACGGAACGGGCAGGAGUUGGAAACAUUGGAACAGCAACUGGAAACAGAAACCGAUUGGGAUAAUGAUCUGGACAAACCGAAUGAGUUUUUGCGCUUCUUUCUACGGAUGGGCUUCGGUGCCGUCAUGCAUCCGUAUGAGUACGCCAAGGUGCUGAUGCAGCUGGGCUACGAGCCGCUGCCGGCUGUGGCAUCCACCAGCUGGCUGGGCCGCUCGACGCUGUUUCUGCCGAGCGUGCAUCAGUAUAUACGCUAUAUACGGCAUACGGAUGGCUUUGCCGGACUCUAUCGUGGUUUGGGUCCGCGCAUUUUGAGCAGCGCCAGCUCGGCUCUGUUGUCGGAGAGUCUCGUCCAUUUGGUUGGCUGGAGGCAGCUGGAGAAGCCGGCGCAUCCGUUGCGUGAAUACGUCUCGAAUACGCCGCGAGACGGUAUUAUAAUUGCCACCGGUUUGGCCAUAUCGCAUCCGUUCUAUGUCAUCUCGGUGCGCCAGAUGGCCCAGUUUGUUGGCCGCGAGGUCGUCUAUUCGACAAUCCGGGGCAGUGUGCGCGAGAUUCUUGCCCAGGAUGGGCCGCUCGGCUUCUAUGCGGGCUUUCUGCCGCGCCUCAUCAGCGAUCUCGGUGUGCUCUUCUGCACCAGCACCCUCAGCGCCAUCUGUAAUCGCGUCUUUAUGCUCAAGUCCGAUCAGCGGGAGUAUAACUCGGCUCUGCUUCAAUUUGGUGCCAUCAUGCUGCUCUAUCCCCUUCAGGUUGUCGGCGCCUGUAUGGCCUGCUCCGGCUCGGGCGUGGCAGCCGGCGCACCGCCCUUUAUGCCCAUCUAUUGCCAGUGGAUCGAUUGUCUAACGGAUUUGAUUGCUCGCGGCGAUCAUUAUCGCGGCGCCUUCAUCUUUCGCCGCACUUUGCCCAAAAUGCAAGCCCAGCGUAUCUACGAUCCAUAUGGCGUUUCGCGCAUGAUUUAAAUAUUCCCAGUUUUCUGAAAUUUCUUUGUUCAUUUGUUAAACCAUUAAAAAUUUGGUGUUGCGUUAAA